AUGAUCACCCAUGAACGCUUAUGGGUGACUUCCCUCCUCUCUUCCCCUCUCUCAUCACUCCUCUCAUCCCGCCUCUCUUCCCCUCUCUCAUCCCUCCUCUCAUCCCUCCUCUCAUCCCCUCUCUCUUCCCUCCUCUCAUCCCUCCUCUCUUCCCUCCGCUCAUCCAUCCGUCCUCUCAUCCCUCCUCUCAUCCCUCCUCUCCCUCCUCUCUUCGCUCCUCUCAUCCCUCCUCUUAUCCCUCCUCUCCCUCCUAUCUUUCCUUCUCUCAUCGCUCCUCUCAUCUCUCCUCUCAUCCCUCCUCUCUUCCCCUCUCUCAUCCCUCCUCUCAUCCCUCGUCUCAUCCCCUCUCUCUUCCCUCCUCUCAUCCCUCCUCUCUUCCCUCCUGUCUCUCCGCUCCUUCUGCUGCAUUGGGGGGCAUCGCCUCUCUCCCCUCCUCGUCUUAACACUUCCUCAUACGCUCUCUCGUAUGUUGCUGGCCCUCCUUCCUCACCUUUUUAA
Closterium sp. NIES-65 is the source of this 498-nucleotide messenger RNA. The record is from the annotation of a GenBank genome assembly. NCBI's taxonomy places the organism in Eukaryota, Viridiplantae, Streptophyta, Zygnematophyceae, Desmidiales, Closteriaceae.